Coccidioides immitis RS is the source of this 948-nucleotide messenger RNA. RefSeq lists its product as uncharacterized. Gene Ontology annotation, cellular component: cytosol. The transcript has 2 exons. Lineage: Eukaryota; Fungi; Ascomycota; Eurotiomycetes; Onygenales; Onygenaceae. The record is from RefSeq and is a predicted model, not a curated record. Gene Ontology annotation, biological process: glutathione metabolic process. Bases 1 to 948 code for a protein of 315 amino acids. Gene Ontology annotation, molecular function: 5-oxoprolinase (ATP-hydrolyzing) activity.
AUGCAGAUUGGUGAAAUUGCAGAGUCCAUGGGGUUCUCCGUCGCUCUAUCUUCGAAAUUGCAGCCAAUGAUUAAGAUCGUUCCUCGAGCCAUGUCUGCCGCUGCGGAUGCUUAUCUGACCCCCGUUAUAAAAGCGUAUAUCGAUUCAAUUUCCGACAACUUCGAUGAUACCGGUCCCGAGGUGUACGGCAACUGGAACGCACCAGUUGCCAUUACUCAUUCCUCGACUAUCUAUUGCCUCCGCUGCAUGAUCAAUUUGGACAUUCCUCUGAACCAAGGGUGCCUGGCCGCGAUCGACAUCCGCAUUCCGGAGAGGAGCAUCCUUUCUCCAACAAAGACAGCUGCAGUUGUGGGUGGGAAUGUCAUAACCUCUCAGUGUAUUACUGAUGUCGUCUUCAAGGCCCUUCGCGCAUGUGCUGCCUCUCAAGCCUGUGUCAACAACCUUACUUUCGGCAGAGACCCCAAAAUUGAUCCGGAAACAGGUAAAACCAUUCCCGGGUUCGGCUACUACGAGACCAUCGCAGGCGGAAGCGGUGCUGGCCCAACUUGGCACGGGGAGUCCGGCGUUCAUGUCCACAUGACUAAUACGCGCAUCACAGACCCCGAAAUAUUUGAGAAGCGCUAUCCGGUUCUCCUGCGUCAAUUCUCUCUUCGUGAGAACUCCGGCGGCAAGGGUUUACACUCAGGCGGGGAAGGUGUGGUCAGGGAAAUUGAAUUUUUGAGCCCUCUGCAAUGCUCCAUUCUUUCUGAGAGGAGAGUCUAUAGACCAUAUGGUCUUGAGGGCGGCGAAGAUGGACAGACAGGGCUGAAUUUAUGGAUUACAAAGGACACUGAAAGCGGGACUGAGAGGGUUGUAAACAUUGGAGGGAAGAACACAGUGAUGAAGAAGACCAAUGAUAGGAUUGUCGUCAUGACCCCUGGGGGCGGCGGGUGGGGGAAAGCUUGUUGA